AUGUGCUGGUGGCUCCUCGCUGUCCUGGGGGUGUUGAGCAGCCCCUGCAUGGGGACCACAGCCUGCGAGCUGCUGCGAUGCCCGCCUGGAGAGGAACCCAUUGGGACGUGCAGCACAGCACAGAGCUGCCGCCCCUGUCCCCCUGGCUCUACCUCUGCAGGGGAUGCACCGUGCGCCUGCUUGCACGGGUUUUACAGCCCUGAUGGCCAUAGGGAGCCCCAGGGCCGGUGCCUGCCCUGCUCUGCUGCGCCCCACGGCACCCCGGGGUGCACAGAUCCAACCCUGACUGCAGGCCAACGGCGAGCCAGGAGCGUGGUGACACCUCGGGGACCAUCGGGGACCAAUGGGACAUGGGAGCUUCAACCGGAGGAGGUGGCGGCGGCGCAGUCGGCCGUGUUGGCCAUCGUCCCCGUGUUCUGUGCCAUGGGGUUGCUGGGCAUCCUGGUGUGCAACGUGCUGAAGAAGAAGGGCUACCACUGCACCGCACACAAGGAACACGAGCACAACACCAGCGGUCCCAGCUCCAUCUACCAGAUUGAGGAUGCCAAUGAGGACACCAUCGGGGUCCUGGUGCGCCUCAUCACAGAGAAGAAAGAAAAUGCUGCAGCGCUGGAGGAGCUGCUGAAGGAACAUCAGAGCAUGCAGCCAGCACCAGCGGGUUGCAAACCUGCCUACAAGCUGCACCUCCUGCCUCAGUUUCCCCCCUCCUGCUGCCACCAGCAGCACCUGCACACAGUGCAUGGCCCGGCUCCCCCUUCAGACCCCCCCUGCACCCGAUGCAGCCAGAGGAAGUGGCCCCAAGUGCUGCCAUCCCCCACAGCCACCAAAGCCACCAGACCCACCGGUGAGAUCACCAUUCUCUCCAUAGGAAGAUUUCGGGUGUCCCGGAUCCCCGAGCAGAAGCCUGGUGUUGGAGGUGAUCCUCUCCCCACCAGCACGAGGCCGUCGUGGCUGAAAAGCACUGACAGCCGCCCUGAGCCUCCUGGCUCUGUUGCUGGAGAGGUUGUCGUUAAUAAACGAGCUCUGUUUUGGGCAAAGAAGAUGGGGUUUGGUGCUUUUAUUCUCUCCCCUCUUUCUUCCUCCACCCCCAGUGGGGACACCUGGGCAUGGGAGGGGGCUCUGCCCAUUUGGGGACACCCUGACCACCCCCAAAAAGGGGCCUCAUCAUCAUUGUGGGGUUUCUAG
Centrocercus urophasianus (Greater sage-grouse) is the source of this 1185-nucleotide messenger RNA. RefSeq names its product RELT TNF receptor (gene RELT). The record is from RefSeq and is a predicted model, not a curated record. NCBI's taxonomy places the organism in Eukaryota, Metazoa, Chordata, Aves, Galliformes, Phasianidae. Gene Ontology annotation, biological process: apoptotic process.